AUGAGUGAUGCUACAACUUUCACAGGUCUACUAUCCAGCCAAAAGACUAUAGGCGUAACACACAGUGAGGGGCAUGAUGAUGAUGUGUCUCCGUUUAUGCAGUUCCUCAACAUGACUGGACUAUUGAAAAUACCGAAACUUAUCGUUCACCUUCUUGCCAUGAAUUUUGAAAUCAGUUUGCAUAUAUCAUCUAUUCUUACAACGAUUGCAGCAAUUGCUGUGGUAGUACUACUAGUUAUACGGUACAAGUACCUUACCGGAUACUCAAAAGAUCUUGAUAAGAAGAACCUCCCCAGCUUGAAAGGCUCAUCCCUGCGAAAUCAGGGGCCCGAUAAGGCGCAAAAAUCGGCUAGUCUAUUUGUCGAAAAGAGAAAGGAGGAGAAAUCAAGUAAUUACCUCGACGAGUUCCUCUCAGCAAUUAAAGUGUUUGGGUACUUGGACAAGGCGGUGUUUCAUGAGUUGACCAAAAGCAUGACUACACAGAAGUUGUCGAGUGAGGAAGUAUUGUGCCUUGAUGAAAAGAUUGGAUUUCUGAUCGUUGUUGAAGGCACUGCCCAGGUGUACACCAAGAUAUCGAAAAAGAGUUCGUUGACGGGCUAUCGCGGCAGUAACAAUGGAGAUAGUCCCGAAGACGAAGAUGAAGACGAGGAUAUUCAGCAUUUUGACGACUACGAAACGAAUGGCGAUUUUUUCAAACUUGGAGAUCAAAACUACCAACUUUUAAAUGAGGUCAAAAGUGGCGCACCCUUAAGCUCCUUGAUAUCGACUUUGGAGCUUUUCAAGCCACAUAAGAGAGGAGGUUCCAUUAUGUCACCAAACGGGCCUGUACUCACACCGAACGAGGACUUUAAAAAUGGUGUUGCAUUGAAUCUAGAUUACAUAGGCAAACCGACUGCAACCGUCAAGGAUAGGGGUUAUGAAGAGGAAGAGGAAGAGGAUAACAAGGACUACCCUGAUAUUAUUGUGCGUCCGAAAAAGAAAAGGCAUACAGACACAAUGACAAUUGCCAUUAUUCCACACUCCGCUUUUGAACGAGUUCAAAUGAAGUAUCCCAAAGCCACCUCGCACAUUGUAAUGAUGGUGUUGACAAGAUUGUACAAGGUGACCAUGAAUACGAUUCACAAUUAUUUGGGAUUGACAGGAGAAAUCUUCAAAGUUGAGAUCGAGUUGAAUAAGUCAAUGAACUUGGGGUUGCCAAGUUACUUGGUGGACGGGCUUGUGGAGAGGUUGAAGCAAGGUAGCAAUCGGUCUAAGAAACGCCCCAAGCACCAUAGACGGAGCCCGUUGGAAAGAACAUCUUCACGGUACGUGUUGCUAAACUCUAAAAUCAAGAGCAAUAAUCCAGGUGAUUUGUUGUCUUCAGUGCCGAUCUCUCGUGAUGAUCCCAACCAGAGAGCCCUGAAAUCGUCAUUAACCCUGUUGAUGGAUGAGAGCAAAAGAAUCAACUUUACCGAUAAUAUAGAGGAGACCGAAGAAAACUCAUUGAGGAUUGCCAUCAUUGAGAAUAUAUUCAAUUUUGUUGGCAUUGACAACGAAGCAAACAAUGUAUACGAGCAAAAUCCGUUCCAGAGCUUGAAUUCAUCAGCCAGUAGCUCAGUCGUGGCGUUAAACAGCUUAUCAGGCGGCUCUACUCCAAAUGCCAUGUAUCACAGUGUUUUAAAGUUUGACCACAAUGAAAACCUCAUGAAUACUAUUAACUUGAACCAGCUUCGUAAAAAAUUGUCACCACCAACCAGUCGACCAUCAUUUCAAAAGUCGACCAAGCGAAGAAUAUUACCCAGCGAGAUGAACAUUAAGGACGCUUUUGCCAAGGUAUUGGAGUUGAAGUACAUCGAACCUGACACUACCGUUGUGCAGCAAGAUUCCGUAUCAUGCGGACUAUUCUACGUCAUUGACGGGUCAUUGGAGGUGCACUAUAAGGAUUCCGAGAAGUAUGCCCAACACACAACUUCAAAGUAUGUGUACUCUGUUACUCCAGGAGGUGUUGCUGGCUACUUGUCGUGCGUGGUUGGGUUUCGUUCGUUAGUUUCGAUAAAAACACCCAAAAAAUCUGGUGCAGUCGUUGCGUUUAUAGCAAAGAACGACUAUAACCAGUUGCUUGAUAAGUAUUACUUUUUGCAAUUGCCUGUUGCCAUCAAGUUGAAAAAUCUAUUGCCAAAGGAAAUUUUAACCAUUGAUUAUGCCCUUGAAUGGUGUCACAUCCCGGCUGGUAAUGUUUUAUGUUCACAAGGCGACUUGGCAAACGGAUUCCACGUGGUCCUCAGUGGUCGUUUCAGAGUAGUUAAGCGGACCGAAAAGAAGGGAUCGGAGAAAGAAGACGUGGAGGUGUUGGGUGAGUAUGGGCAUGGAGAGUCCAUAGGUGAAGUGGAAGUGUUGACCGCUUCGAGAAGAACCAACUCACUCAUUGCUGUGAGAGACUCGGAAACAGCUAGAAUUCCAAGAGCAUUGUUUGAGCUACUUUCAUUCCAGAAUCCCGCGAUUAUGGUCAAAGUGUCCCGUUUGGUGGCAUCGAAAGUACUAUCAUCAGAAAAAAAUAUUGUCCAGAGCUCACACAACUUUAUAACGUCUUCAAGCAGUGAAAACUUUGCUUCUGCUGAGUACAAGACCAUCACGAUCUUACCUACAGUAUCAGGAUUACCGGUUAGAGAGUUUGCUGAUAAGUUGGUCCAUGCAUUGAAGGCCAUUGGCCGUAAUGUGAUUGCUUUGGACCAGGCUCUGACUUUAACGCAUUUGGGAAGGCACGCUUUUGAUGAAAGUUUAGCACGUUUGAAAUUGUCCGGGUACUUUGCCUAUUUGGAGGAAGAGUACGAGACUAUUGUUUAUGUCUGCGACUCACCAGUUCAAUCGAACUGGACAUCAGCUUGUAUAUCUCAAGGUGACUGUAUUUUGUUGUUGGCAGAUGCUGAUGAUGAAACCACAGCUACUUCCAUUGGAGAAUACGAACAGUUGUUGAUUAAAUUGAAAACAACAGCGCGAACUGACUUGUGUUUGAUUCAUCCAGACAAGUAUGUCGUUUCUGGAUCCACUAGCCAGUGGCUAAAGAAUAGAGUCUGGGUGCAGGGUCACCACCACGUCCAAAUGAGCUUGGAUAAGCAUAACGAAUCGAUUGGCCCAAGCAAGAAAUCAUUUAUCAGUGACUUGGCUGCAAAGUUUUCUCAAAACAAUCUAAUAAUCUCCAAAUUUGAAGAGGCCACAACCAAAGCUUUUAAGCGCAUGCGUCGAGACCACCACGAAGAUAUCACCUUAAAGUCCCACAAGAACGAUUUUCUACGUCUCGCCAGGAUUUUGUCAAAUGAAGCUGUCGGAUUAGUCUUGGGAGGAGGAGGCUCAAGAGGUAUUGCCCACGUUGGUGUUGUUACUGCUUUAGAGAGACACGGUAUUCCUGUUGACUUGAUUGGUGGAACAUCUAUUGGAUCUUUCGUUGGGGGUUUGUAUGCAAGAGACUAUAACAAUGUUUCCAUUUACGGCCGCGCCAAGAAGUUUUCAAAAAGGGUUGCGUCUUUGUGGAGAAUGGCGUUUGACUUGACGUACCCCGUCACAUCGUACAUCACAGGUUACGAGUUUAACAGAGGUAUAUGGAAGGUGUUUGGAUUUGUAGAAAUUGAGGAUUUCUGGCUCAAGUACUUUUGCAAUUCGACAAACAUUACAAACUCAACCAUGGAUAUACAUGAAUCUGGCUAUGCUUGGAGAUUUAUCAGGGCAUCCAUGUCUUUGGCGGGAUUGCUUCCGCCAAUAGCGUUCAAAGGGUGUAUGCUUUUGGACGGUGGAUACUUGGAUAAUUUGCCGGUGAUGGAGAUGAAGCGCCGUGGAGCUAAACAUAUAAUUGCAGUUGACGUGGGAUCGGCCGAUGAUCGAACUCCAAUGGACUACGGUGACACGUUGAGUGGAUUUUGGGUUCUUUUCAACAAAUGGAAUCCAUUUUCCAAACACCCCAAUGUACCGAAUAUGAUGGACAUUCAAAUGAGACUAGCCUACGUAGCCAGUGUCAAUGCUUUGGAGGAGGCGAAAAGGGCUCCAGGAGUGUACUACUUACGACCACCUAUUGACAAUUAUGCUACCUUGGACUUUGGGAAAUUUGAUGAGAUUUAUCAAGUUGGACUAGGGUAUGCUGACAAGGUGUUUACCGAGUGGGAGAGCAAGAAUAAAUUGCCUGAGAUUGCCGGAUUUGUCAACAAGGAUAAGAUGCAAAGCCUUGGAGAGAGGAAAAUCAUGUAUAGAAGAAAUUCCAUUUAG
Lodderomyces margitis is the source of this 4233-nucleotide messenger RNA. RefSeq names its product lysophospholipase. The record is from RefSeq and is a predicted model, not a curated record. Gene Ontology annotation, molecular function: phosphatidylcholine lysophospholipase A1 activity. Gene Ontology annotation, biological process: lipid metabolic process. The transcript has a single exon. NCBI's taxonomy places the organism in Eukaryota, Fungi, Ascomycota, Pichiomycetes, Serinales, Debaryomycetaceae. The coding region runs from base 1 to 4233 and encodes 1410 amino acids. Gene Ontology annotation, cellular component: endoplasmic reticulum.